Messenger RNA from Durio zibethinus, 2890 nucleotides. RefSeq lists its product as uncharacterized. The record is from RefSeq and is a predicted model, not a curated record. Lineage: Eukaryota; Viridiplantae; Streptophyta; Magnoliopsida; Malvales; Malvaceae.
CUAAAAAAAAAAAGCGUAAACAUUCAAUUUAACCCAAUUUUAUUUUAUUGUCUUUCGCUUUCCUACUCCCAAACUUUGCACACUGAAUACAAGGUAAAAACCGACCUUUCAACUAAAUCAAAAUCUUCUCUCUAAAUCUCUCAUAUAACGGUUCUCAGAAUUCGCAGGCUUUAAGCAACCAAAGAUUAGCUCGAAAUAACACCUUAGUAGCUGACAUGUUCUUUUCUUCUUUCUUUCUUUUUAUCAAGUUACAUCUCACUUAAAUUAGGUCAGAUUUCAACUUCUUUUGUUCCUAAUUUUCAUGCAAAAUCUUGAAUUUCAUCAUGUUUUUUUUCAGGUUUGGGUUUUUUUAACAGAUGAAAAGUCUAUUUUGGAAUUCAAAACUUCAAAGUUAAAAUCAGAGUUCCUAUGGACUUCUAUUACUAUGUUUUUUGGCUUCAACUUGAAAAAAAAGAGAUUGAUGGUUUAUAUUGAUGGGUACUUUAAGAAGUUUUUGAUCAAUACCCAUUUUAAUUUGAAGAAUAUGAUUUCUUUUAAUGUGUUUCUCUUUCAAAAGAUGAUUCCUUUUGGUGGGUUUUUCUUGGUCUCCAUCUCUGCCCUGAUUUUUUCUCUGUUUGAUUUCUUCAGCAAAGUUUUCUCCAGGAUUCAAAGAAAUAAGAUUUCUCAAAUAAAGAAUUCGAUUCCUAAUCCUAUUGAUCAAAAGGGUCACACAGAAGAGAAAACAGAGGAAGCCCAACCUGAUGCUAUUGUAUUGGAGGGUGAAGAAAGUGAAGAAGAAAAAGAGUCACCGAAGUUCUUUUUCAAGUUUCAGUUUCAAACUCAAACUUUUGAAGAAUUCAGCAAGAAGUUCAGAGGAGACGAGAAUUAUAAUGUUGGCCUGGAAUCUGUUCCUUCCACCAGCACAAACAAGUAUGAGUUCAAGUCAGGGAAUGAUAUUAGUUGUUUAAUGGAGAUGCCAGAGGAUUUGAGCUUUAGGGUCAAAGAAUUAUAUGCUGAUUCUGACAAUGGGUUAUUGUCAGAAGAGGAUUUUCCGGAACAAAAUUUGAAGGAUGAAGCAGUUACCGAAGAAAUAACAGAGAAUAAAGAAAAAGUGUCAGAGAAUGAAGAAACUGUUUGUGAAGAAGAAGCAGUUGAAGUGGAGCAUAAUUUUCCAAGCCAAGAAGAUGUUUCAGGGAAUUCUCAGUUUCUUUCUGAGAAGGACUUCCCUGUUUCUGAGACUGAUACGGAUUCUAUUACUUCAAGUCCUGAAUAUAUGAGUAAUUUUAUUGGUUCAGCUAGUGACGGAUUUUUAUCAGAUAGAGAUUUUGAAGAAGAUUUUGAGGUUUAUUCUUCAAGAAAUGUUGACAGACAUAAGGGAAAAUUAACCAGGGAAGAUAUGGACUUGGAAGAAGCUGAUGAUUUUGACAAUGAACAUAGAGAUAUAAUGGAAGAGCUUAGAAAAUUAGAAGAGUCCGAAAACCAGAAUGAGGAUUCCAAGCAGGAAGAAAUUAGUGGCAAUGACAAUGAAUCCGCAAAUACUUUGGAUAAUUCAGAAAAAUCCAAUUUAGAUAAUUCAUUUUCGUCGGAUUCCGAGGAUUCAAAUGGUUUGGAAACUUUGUGGGAGCAUCAAGAUCUGAUAGAACAACUCAAGAUGGAGCUGAAAAAGGUUAGAGCCACAGGCCUGCCUACCAUCUUAGAAGAAUCUGAGUCUCCGAAGAUAAUGGAUGAUUUGAAGCCUUGGAAGAUUGAUGAGAAGUUCCAGCAUGUAGAUAGAAUGAGUGAGCUUCACAAAUUCUACAAGAGUUACAGAGAAAGAAUGCGAAAAUUCGAUAUCUUGAAUUACCAGAAGAUGUAUGCAAUAGGCUUUCUUCAGUCAAAGGAUCCACUUCAAUCAAUUUCAAGCCACAAAUCAUCCUCACCUCCAGCAAUUACAUCUCUUCUCUCCCAAAACCUCAGGCUAGGAAGGCGAAAAAAGUCCGAUCUCGAUCCCAUGAGAAAGUUCAUUAAGGAGCUUCACGGUGAUUUAGAAAUGGUCUAUGUAGGGCAACUGUGCCUUUCUUGGGAAAUACUUCAUUGGCAAUAUCAGAAAGCAAUUGAAAUUUGGGAAUCUGACCCUUAUGGCAUGCGUCGAUACAAUGAAGUUGCCGAUGAAUUUCAACAGUUUCAAGUGCUGAUGCAAAGAUUUAUAGAGAACGAACCCUUUGAAGGUCCAAGGGUACAAAACUACGUCAAGAAUCGAUGUGUUCUACGUAAUCUCCUUCAAGUUCCAGUUAUUAGAGAGGAUAGUAUGAAGGAUAAAAGAAAGGCUAGAAGAAAAGGGAGAGAUGAUGAUGCAAUAACAAGUGACAUGCUUGUAGAAAUCAUGGAGGAAUCAAUAAGAAUAUUUUGGCGAUUCGUUCGAGCUGAUAAAGAUGCAAAUAUGGUGAUCCAGAAGACCAGGAAAGGAGCUCAAGUGGAACCUUUAGAGCCAAACGAUCUUGAACUUUUAGCAGAGGUUCAAACAAAUCUGCAAAAGAAGGAUAGGAAGCUUAAAGACAUACUGAGAAGUGGAAACUGCAUAUUAAGAAAAUUCAAGAAGAAUCAAGAGGAAAGUUCAGAUCAAGUCCUUUACUUCUUCUCUCAAGUGGAUUUGAAGUUAGUGGCAAGAGUUUUGAACAUGUCAAAAGUGACAAAAGACCAACUUUUUUGGUGCCACAGCAAAUUGAGCAAGAUUAAUUUUGUUAAUAGGAAGAUUAAUGUAGAACCAUCAUUUUUGCUUUUCCCAUGUUAAUAUUUUAUGAAUAUAUAAUAUAGUAUUUCCUCGUAUAUUCAUCCCUCUUGCCAUAGCCCCUAUUUACAUAAUUUAGCCUAGUUCUAUAAAAAUUUUGGUAUAUGUAACUUUCAUAGGUUUUAUUUUUGAUGAGGUUCAUUA